AAGAGAGACAGCUCUCUUGUGAGAGGUUUUGAGGGUUAAGAGAACCGAUGACGUGGCAGCUUGUCAUUGGUCGAAUUUGAGACAAAAGAAGAAAAAAAAACACAAAAAAAAAAACACAAAGUAACGCGUAAAAAAAAAACAAAAGCUGCUUCUCUCUUUCUUUCUUUGUUGGCGAUGUCGAAGGCGAUUUGGAGUGAUUUUCUCCGGCGAUUGAGGCAGACGGCGACGAUUGAGGGAAGAAUUGAGUGGUUAAGGCCGGGAAUGAGAAUGAUGAUGCAUCGCAUGUGGAGAUCGGGAAUGAGAGAGAUCACUGCAAAUUGGAGAUCCAAAUUCAAUGGAUGGAGAGUAAUCGAUUCAGCUUGGAUCGUAAUUGGUUAAAUGGAGUGGUUGAACCUGACAAAUCUCACAAGUGGAGAAGGCAUCGAUUUAACAGCCUCUAUAUCAAGUCUAUUCGACUACCACAAACUCGGAAAGACACUUUAUUUGCUACACAUCAAGAAGCGGCCCGUAAAGAUGUCGAACGUGCAUUUGGAGUAUUGCAAGCUCGCUUUCACAUUAUUAAAAACCCAGCUCUUGUUUGGGAUAAGGAAAAAAUUGGAAAUAUUAUGAAAGCAUGUAUCAUACUGCACAAUAUGAUAGUCGAAGACGAACGAGAUGGGUACAACACUCAGUUUGAUGUUUCAGAAUUCCUACAAGUUGAAGGAAACCAAACUUCACAAGUCGAUUUAUCGUAUUCUACAGGUAUGCCUCCAAAUAUUGAGAAUAUGAUGGGCAUGCGAAAUCAACUUCGUAAUCAAAAUAUGCAUCAACAAUUGAAAAGUGAUUUGGUUGAGCAUAUAUGGAGAAAAUUUCGCAACAAUCAACAGAAUAACUAAUCGUUUUUUUUUUUCCAAAUUUAUUUUCAAAUGUAUGAAAUUAUUGUAUCUUUAAUAUGUUA
This is a messenger RNA of Arabidopsis lyrata subsp. lyrata, 937 nucleotides long. RefSeq lists its product as uncharacterized. Bases 339 to 875 code for a protein of 178 amino acids. Lineage: Eukaryota; Viridiplantae; Streptophyta; Magnoliopsida; Brassicales; Brassicaceae. The transcript is spliced from 3 exons. The record is from RefSeq and is a predicted model, not a curated record.